Molecule: messenger RNA, 1437 nt
Organism: Zasmidium cellare ATCC 36951
Lineage: Eukaryota; Fungi; Ascomycota; Dothideomycetes; Mycosphaerellales; Mycosphaerellaceae
Exons: 5
Coding region: 1-1437 (478 amino acids)
Molecular function (GO): aldehyde dehydrogenase (NAD+) activity
Source: RefSeq, a predicted model, not a curated record
AUGUCUCCCUCCAAGGUCUCUACGAUCAAGUGGGACGAGUUCUACAACAUCAUCAACGGCCAGCAACGUACCGGCAAGGACGUACAUCACGGCGUUAACCCUUCGACCGGCGAGAAGCUCUGGCCGGUCCCAAUUGGCAACCAGAAAGAUGUGGACGAGGCUGUAUCGGUCGCCCAGAAGGCUUUCGAGUCCUGGCGCAACGUGCCUAUUAAGGAGCGCAAGGAAUACCUGAACAAGUUCAAGGAUGUCCUGCUCCAGCAUGCUGAUGACAUGACUGAGCUGCUGUGUGCCGAGACUGGCAAGCCCAAGCAAAUAGCUGAGUUGGAGACAAAGGGCCUUGUUGGGUGGUUCUCUCACCACGAUACACUUGACAUUCCAGAGGAUCGAGUGGAGGACGAUGAGAAAACCAUCACAACACGAUACACACCACUUGGAGUCGUGGGUGCUAUCUGCCCCUGGAACUUCCCAAUCAUCCUCUCCAUCGGCAAAAUCAUCCCAGCCCUCCUCACGGGUAACACCAUCAUCGUGAAGCCCAGCCCCUUUACCCCCUACACCACCCUCAAGGUCGUCGAGCUCGCCCAGGAAGUCCUCCCAGCCGGCGUCGUCCAAGCCAUCGGCGGCGACGACUACCUAGGCCCAAUGUUCACCGCCAACCCGGGCAUCUCCAAGAUCUCCUUCACCGGCUCCAUCGCCACCGGCAAGAAGAUCAUGGCCGCCUGCGCCCAGUCCCUCAAGCGCGUGACCCUCGAACUCGGCGGCAACGACGCCUCCGUCGUCUUGCCAGACGUCGACAUCAAGAAGACCGCUCCUGAGCUCGUGAUGGGUGCCUUCCAGAACACCGGACAGGUCUGCGUCGCCACCAAGCGCAUCUACAUCCACAAGGAUAUCUACGACGAGUUGCUCGCGGAGAUGGUCAACUUCACCAAGACCCUCACCGUCGGCCCUCCAUCCGAGGGCGCCUUCCUCGGUCCCAUCCAGAACCAGAUGCAGUACGAGAAGGUCAAGGAUUACUUCAAGGAUACCAAGGAACACAACUACAAAUUCGCCGUCGGCGACUCCGAAGUCAAGCCAGGCAAAGGCUUCUUCGUCCAACCCACCAUCAUCGACAACCCGCCCGACGACAGCCGCAUCGUGCAAGAAGAGCCCUUCGGCCCCAUCGUGCCCACGCUCCCCUGGACCGACGAGGAGGACGUCAUCAAGCGCGCCAACGCCACCAACACCGGGCUCGGCGCCUGCGUCUGGGGCAAGGACCUCGCGCGCGCCGAGAGCAUCGGCAAGCGUCUCGAGGCCGGGUCCGUGUUUAUUAACUCGUGGGAGAAGCCGACGCCGCAGGCGUUCUUUGGUGGACAUAAGGAGAGUGGGAUUGGCGGGGAGUGGGGUGGUGAGGGCCUGAAGGCUUAUUGCAAUGCUCAUGUCAUGCACACUUACAAGUCGUAA